AUGCUGUCUCGACUUUCGCACAAGGAAUUGCUGCGUCUUGCGACCAAAGCGGCAAUCCCUCCGCUUUCACCGGAGUUCCAUAAAGGACAGUGCGGUCGUGUAUGCAUUAUUGGUGGGUGUGAAGACUACACGGGCGCACCGUACUUCAGUGCACAUUCAGCAGCGUUGUUCGGAGCAGAUCUGACCCACGUUAUGUGUGAGUUAAACGCAGCACCUGUGAUAAAAUCUUACACACCAAAUUUGAUGGUGCAUCCGUACUUGCGGGAAUCGGGCGCUGGUACAGCGCCCAUGGACAAAAUUCAAGGUCUGCUGGACCGGAUGCACGUGUGUGUGGUAGGUCCAGGUCUUGGCAGAGAUCGAGCUAUGCUGGAUUCCAUCGUUGAUGUGUUGGAAUAUCUUGCCUACAAGCACAAAGGCGAGACUCCAGUAAUUUUGGAUGCCGACGGGCUGUUUUUGAUCUCUGAUGAGAGCUACUCCGACAAAGUAUGUGAAGUUUUACGUGCUUUCAAACCGGGACGGCUCGUAUUGACCCCCAACGUUGUGGAGUUCCAGCGGAUCAAAAACCGCUUUGGCUGCGAGAGCGGGGCAGAACUUGCAAGCAAAUUGAAGUGCGUUGUAGUGCAAAAGGGCUCAGAAGACAAGAUUUGGUAUAACGAUUCUGUUUUGGAAUGUUCCGCCAAGGGCACCAACAAGCGAGUAGGUGGCCAGGGCGAUACAUUGACUGGGAUAAUAGCUACCAUGUUGGCAUUCAGUAGAGCAACCUACGAUUUCAAAAUUUGGGAACCUACUGAGAGACUGGAAUGGUUCGAUUUGGCAGUACUAAGCUGCUAUAUAGGGAGCUCUGUGACGCGGGAAUGUGCACGGCUUGCAUACGAAAAACACGGAAGGGCAAUGCAAACCACAGAUGUCAACGACAGGGUUGGCGAUGCAUACGACUUGUUAUUGGGCAAACUUUGA
Molecule: messenger RNA, 957 nt
Organism: Lachancea lanzarotensis
Lineage: Eukaryota; Fungi; Ascomycota; Saccharomycetes; Saccharomycetales; Saccharomycetaceae
Gene: NNR2
Product: LALA0S04e06920g1_1
Exons: 1
Coding region: 1-957 (318 amino acids)
Biological process (GO): metabolite repair
Molecular function (GO): ATP-dependent NAD(P)H-hydrate dehydratase activity
Source: RefSeq, a predicted model, not a curated record